Cataglyphis hispanica is the source of this 639-nucleotide messenger RNA. RefSeq lists its product as uncharacterized. The record is from RefSeq and is a predicted model, not a curated record. The transcript has 6 exons. Gene Ontology annotation, biological process: sensory perception of taste. Lineage: Eukaryota; Metazoa; Arthropoda; Insecta; Hymenoptera; Formicidae. The coding region runs from base 1 to 639 and encodes 212 amino acids. Gene Ontology annotation, cellular component: membrane.
AUGUUUGAAGAUUUAUUAUUUAUAAUUUUUUUGUGGUACAUUGGUACUAGAUUUGACAAGGUAAACGAGCACAUGAAAUGUCUAUUGAUCAAGAAAGAGUAUGGACUGAGAUAUGCAUGGAAAAAGUCUCUGCUGACUACUCGUAAAUGCAUCAUGUAUACUGAUAAAUACAAGCUUAUACUGUGGACGUCAAUGCAUGUCCAUCUGGAAUUGUGUCAAAUCGCUUGUGAAUUAAACGUAAUGUUUGGACCCCAAUUGACUGUGGAAAUAGUAGCCUAUUUAAUAUAUUUGACAAGAUUAUGUAAUUAUAUUGUUAUAUACAUAGGAACGGAAGAUCGCUAUAUAUUUUCGAUGUUAAACUGGUUUCAGUUGUGUUUUUGGAUAACUUUGCACGUAGCUAGACUCUUCUGUUUGAAUUACGUCUGCGAAAACGUCAGUGCUAAUGCUAACGAAAUAAAACAAAUAAUUCACCAAUUGACAGACUUUCUUCGAUAUGCUGAUGUUCGUGACGAGAUUUAUCAAUUUUCUUUACAAAUAAUAUGUCAUCCGCUAAAAUUCACAGGACUGGGUCUCUUUUAUUUUGGCAAUGAUCUUCUACGAAAGAUGGCUACUGUACCGAAAAAAGAGACGGACAUUUAA